CUUCACCUUGAAUCCAUGACCAUCAGCAACCAGCUGGACAGCCUCAUCUCCCCACAAUGAGCCAGACGAAUGAAGUACAGCAGGCCGACGCAGGUACCUCGAGCUCUUCCGCAGCAGCCCCGCCUCGUAUCGUCGGGCCCGAUGGUCUGACCAACAAGGAGCGCCGCCUAGCCAAGCAGGCCGAGAAGAAGAAGCGGGCAGAGGGAGGGGCAGCAGAGACUGUAGUGCAAUCGACGUCAGCGGCCAGCGCAGAAGCACACUCAAAGGCCAUCAAGAGGAAGAACGACAAUGAUGAGACAGCUAUACAGGCAGACGGUAUUGCGAGCGAAGACGCAACAGCGCCGGCAGCAGAGGGAGAGCAGGAGGGCGAGGUAGAAGCUCUCUCCCACAAGGAGCAGCGCAAGCGGCGUCGACUGGAGAAGAAGGGUCUCCUCCCAGCACCAGGCUCAGCAGAAGAUGGCAGCGCUGCAGAGAAGAGGGAGGCACUGCCGGAACGAUCCCCUUACGCCAUCUGGAUCGGUAAUUUGAGCUUCAUGACUAAUGCUCAGAGGCUGCAGAGCUGGCUGGAAGAAAAGGGAUUGCAGGGUAUCAGUCGAGUGCAUAUGCCGAAGGGCGUUAAGAAGUUUGAGCAGAACAGAGGGUUCGCAUACGUUGACCUGCCGACAGCCGAGGCUGUACAGGCAGGCGUGACCCUUUCGGAAGACCACCUCGAAGGCCGCCGUCUUCUCAUCAAGUCAGCAACAGACUAUACCGGCCGGCCAGCUCUGAACCCUGCAAUGGCAGCACUUGCUCAGGCCACACCCUCAGCAGGCAAUGUGGCAGCCAGUACCGGCGCUGGUGCCGGGCCCACCCCAGACGAAGCUUCCCCAGCUGGCCCACCCGUUAUCACGCCCGGAGGAGGAAAGACGGGUCUGACCAAGACGGCGCAGAAGAUUCUCCGAGGCCAGAAGCACCCUGCUGGUCCGACGCUCUUCGUUGGCAAUCUCAGCUUCAAUUCUACUCAAGAGGGACUGCUGGAGCUCUUUGAAAGGAGUGCAAAGGCGAGGGAAAGCUGGACUAAGAGUGUCAAGGAGAGGAAGAGGGAGGAGAAGAGGGAGAAGCGCAAGGCGGAUUCCCUGGAGGCCAAGAAGAGGAGGGCAGAGAGGGACGCUGCCAAAGCACUCAAGUCGGGGACAGAGAGCGGCAGUGACAGCGACAGUGAUGAGGACGAGGACGAGGACGAGGACAAGGCCAAGGUUGAUGCAGCAUCUUCUGAUGGCGACGACGAUUCCUCGAGCUGUUCUUCGUCGUCAUCUGAUGAAGAGCAGGAGGACGAGGAGGAAGCUACCCCGCGAGGAGCUGGAGUGCGAAAGGUGCGCAUGGGCACAUUCGAAGACACUGGAAAGUGCAAAGGAUUCGCAUUCGUCGACUUCUUUACACCAGUCUACUCCACUGCCUCUCUCAUUGACCCCCACAACUACCGACUUGAUGGACGAGAGCUCACCCUCGAGUUUGCAGGAGCAGACGCCGUGCGUAGAGGAGCACCCAAGACUCAGCGCACUGGUACUGCUGGCGGAGGAGGCGGUCGAGGCAAGUGGCCUAGCUCGCGUGAGAGUCUGGGUCAUAAGCCCGAGAGGCGCGAGCGGACCGGUGGUCCUCGAGCUGACAAGCUCAGAGCUAGAGCUGCUGCAGCUCCUGCUGCUCAGGCAGCUGGAGAGGAGACGGCAGCUUCUGCUGGCGUGGAUUUGGGUGUGGUGUCGACCAAUCCGAACCACAAGGAGAACCAGGCGGAGCGACGUGCUCGUCGAGAGAGGGAGGGUGGAGCCAAGGGAGGCUAUACAAGGAGGGCCAAGCCGGGAGCGGCCCUGGCGAAUGCGCAGAGGGGUAAAGUGGGUAUUGAUACCACUGGUGAGGCCGGUACCAAGGUCACCUUCGACUGAAUACAAGCACACCCUAACCAUCCGUAUGCCUUGCAAUGUCACUUGUCAUUCUGUCUCUUGGUCGUGAUUGCUGGUGAGAAUUGAUGUGAGCCCUGAAGCCCCACCUGUUGCUGCGAGCCUCGUUGUCGUGGGGUGUUGCCCCCUGUGCUGUGGCUCCUUAGAGGCCAUUUCCUCCCUCUUCCUCAUCGUCUUCUCGCCUCCACGUCUCCCAAUGCUGUAUCAGCCUCUGUGCCGUCAUUCC
Messenger RNA from Microstroma glucosiphilum, 2160 nucleotides. RefSeq lists its product as hypothetical. The transcript is spliced from 3 exons. The record is from RefSeq and is a predicted model, not a curated record. Bases 57 to 1919 code for a protein of 620 amino acids. NCBI's taxonomy places the organism in Eukaryota, Fungi, Basidiomycota, Exobasidiomycetes, Microstromatales, Microstromataceae. Gene Ontology annotation, molecular function: RNA binding.